This is a messenger RNA of Neoarius graeffei (lesser salmon catfish), 3405 nucleotides long. RefSeq names its product ankyrin repeat and EF-hand domain-containing protein 1-like. Bases 1 to 3405 code for a protein of 1134 amino acids. The record is from RefSeq and is a predicted model, not a curated record. Gene Ontology annotation, molecular function: protein binding. The transcript is spliced from 11 exons. Lineage: Eukaryota; Metazoa; Chordata; Actinopteri; Siluriformes; Ariidae.
AUGGAACAGAAGUGGCCAAUCAGAGUCAUCGUCACUGAUUGUGACAUUGGAAGAAUCAGUCUUGAUCAGAAACGAGGCAGCCUUGAGUCUUUUUUGGAACACUUGAAAGUUAAACUGGCGCUACCAUAUGACUUCAAACUACAGUUUGAAGACCCACUGUUUAACAAUGCCUUCUGCAAUCUGACAGAUGUAUCAGAACUGCCAGAUCCAGCCACGCUGAAAAUUAUAAGUCUUGAGUCCCUGUCUUCGGUCUCUAGCACACCGUCCUCAAUGAGCACAUCUGAUACAGAGAUACUGUAUACAAAUGAAGAAAAAUCUCAAUUGAUGAGGCCGGAUCCUUGGCCUUCUGCAUUUGAUAUUCCAGAGUUCUCUGUGGAUGUAAAUUUUCGACUGAGACAGGGAGACCUUGCCUAUAUGAAGGAUGGAACUCGGAUGGAUGUUUCUCGAGACAUGAAACAUGUGAUCUUAGAAAGACUGGCAGAGACAAUGUACAAGUACACAGCAUACCCCACAGAGGAACACUGUCAAGAAGUGGCCUCUGCACUGAUUGCAAAACAUCCCUGUCUGAAAGAAGCUGGAUCAUCCACUGGAUAUUGUGGAUGGAAGAAUAGCAUUAAGUUCAAGAUGGGGAAUUUCCGUACAAAAAUGAGAAGAUCUGGAAUGACCGAUGUCACGGUGAAUGGCAGCAGGCGGAAGAGGGAUUUCCCUGAAGGAGAGCCAUCAUGUAGUAACAUAAGAAGGCCAAGAAGAAGUGAGACAAAUUUCUUGCCAAAUUUUCCUGAUGGUGAAAAUACAGAUACUCUUGAGUCCGUUAGAAGACAGCUUGAAAGUGAAGCAAAGAAAAGGCUUCCGGACUCAGUUGAUGUGAAGAAAACGAUGGACCAGACAUUUUCUUUGCGAAGCAAAGAAAUCGUCUUUGCCGAGUUCUAUAGAGUUGCCAGUAAGAACCUCAAGAAUGACUUUUACGAAGCUGUGGACCACUAUACCACUCGUCUCAUUGAACUCUUCAAAACCAGAAAAGGAGCUAUUGGCCAAUCGCUUGAUCACCUCCUCCAGCCAAUCAAUACACAAGAUUCGGACACUGCAUGUGACUUCACCCAGGUGCCUGUUGGGGUUCUUAGAAUCAUGACUGAGGACACGCCACCAUUGAUUAACAGCAUUGCAAUCAUCCUUGAAGGAAACAUUGUCAUGGAUGAGAUUCCCACAACCUCUCAAGCACUUUGUCUUCUGUGGUUGAUCCUCCUUUCUGUUUCUUUGGGUAAAAAGAUGUCUGUGACCGAGAAGCAUGAGAAUCCCACAAAAAGGAUGACUCCUCGAAAGAUGCUGUUGAGGACGAACGCCAUGGCAGAAGGUCCAUUGGAGACUCAGCAGGUGUACAAACUGCUGUAUUGGGUCAACCAGAAAAAUCAAGCAGAGAUUGAGAAAAUUCUGCUUUUGGGCGUCCCCGGUCUGCUCAACCUGACAGAGCCGAAAGAGGGGCUCAGUGCCCUGCACCUGGUUUCGGUGGCCAAUGAUCUGGACAUGGCUAAUUUCCUCCUGUCUCUGAACGCUCAUCCUGAUGUGCAGGACAAAAGGGGACGGACUCCAGUGAUGCUCGCUGCAGAACUUGGUCAUAUCAGCAUGGUGCAGCUUUUGGCCAGUCAUCAAGCCAGCAUGACCAUAGUGGACAAAGAGGGCAAAGGAUUGCUGUUUUACUGUUUUGGCCCAACGAAAAUGCACACACAAAUCCUGGAGAUGGUGAUUAACCUGGAUGCAGAUAUUCACAAUGUUUCCUCCACGGGGAAAUCUGUGUUCAUGUUUGCCUGUGAACAUGCAAUGGAUUAUGAGCACCUCUGCAUACGGCUUUUAGAGAGUGGAGCCGAUCCCAACGUCACUGAUCCUGUGACUGGCUACACGGCUCUGAUGGCGGCAGUGAAAGCCGGAUCUGUGGCGUUGGUGAAAGCGAUCCUGCAGCGCGGAGGAAACCCAAACAGAGUUGACAAGAUACGACUGACUGCUGCUCACAUUGCAGCAGGCAAAGGUUUCUUCAAGAUGCUGAUGAUGUUGUCAGCGUACGCAGCUGAUUUCAGCAUGACGACCGUGCUUGGAAACACGGCAGUGCAUGUAGCUGCAGCUGAAGGCCAGACACACUGCUGCAGGUUUCUGUUUCAGAGAGGUUGCAACGUGAUGACGAAGAAUACGCUGGAUUUACUUCCAAGUCAGAUUGCUAAAAAAAAUGGCCACAAAGCUACUCUGAAGGAACUGAAAAAUGCAGAGAACUCUUUGAGCUCUGGAAGCCUACCUGCCAUCUCUGAAGCCAGGCUGCACGAUUGGUCACUUGAGCAUAAAAGAGUGCUGAAGAAGGCCUUCCAAGUUGCUGAGGGUGAAGACUUUUCUGGGGAGCUUAUUAAACUGGAGACAUUUGUGUCUGUCCUGCAGGCGCAUCACGCUCCUAUAGAUGCCGAUCAUCUGAAAAGUGUCGCAACCAUGCUUGACAUGAAUUAUGGCAAAAUUGCCAUCAGUGACUUCUUCAAGGGACAUGGUUUCCUGCCAGAAAACUAUGCCUUCUCAUGCUACGAGCGUAUCAAAUCGACAGGAGGCAAAACGGAGGCAAAGAAAAAAGAGUGCCCUCUGCCCAUUGACACAAAACCUCCAGAUAUGAUGCAGGAAACUGACACGAUCCCGCAGUCCAUGAGUAUCAGUGCUGACUCCCCUGACGACCUGUCUUCGCACUUGGAUGAGCCCAAGGAAAUUUAUGUCAACAUCAGCCGAUGUGUGAGAACAAAUGACUUUAAGUCACUGAGGUUAGCGUUUAGCCAACAUGUCCCUGUGGACAUUAGGGAUUGUUUUUACAAAACGCCACUCAUGAUUGCCUGCAAUGGAGGGAACUACAAGAUGGCUCAUUUCCUCAUUUCACACAGGGCGAAUGUGAACACGUUCGAUCAGUUUCAAUGGACUUGCCUACAUCACGCCUGCUUCGGUGGGCAUGAAAGCAUCAUCAAGCUUUUACUGAAGCAUGGUGCUGUUAUAGAUGCCACGACCUCAAAUGGAAUGACGCCACUAAUGAGGGCCAUCCAAAGCUGCAAAUUCAGCUGUGUGGAUCUGCUCUUGAAAUCCGGCGCAAACAUUGAGGCCACAAACAAACGUGGACAAAACUGUUUGGUCCUUGCCCAGAUGUAUGGAUCUAAGGAAAUCUGCGAUUUGAUCAACACUGGCAUGCAAAGCUCCACCGUGCAAGAUCAGGGGAAAAAGCCACCUCAGAAAUCAAAACCUCCUGAAGAGAAGGUGUGGGGGAAGAAGGUUGUCUUGUCCUCUCGGCUGAAGCAGAUGCAAAUUGACAGGAAGAACCGGUUUUCCAAUGUGGACAUCCUGGCGAUCAAGGAUGAUGGUAGAAAAAAGCAUAAACUCGCCAAACAAAAAAAGUAG